Molecule: messenger RNA, 700 nt
Organism: Archocentrus centrarchus (flier cichlid)
Lineage: Eukaryota; Metazoa; Chordata; Actinopteri; Cichliformes; Cichlidae
Product: G2/M phase-specific E3 ubiquitin-protein ligase-like
Exons: 6
Coding region: 200-700 (166 amino acids)
Molecular function (GO): ubiquitin-protein transferase activity
Source: RefSeq, a predicted model, not a curated record
UGAAAGAGAUGCACUGGGACAUCAAGCUACAAUUCAGCCAGGACAGAUAUCUUUUGCUGAGGAUAAGGAUCCUUCUGAAACAAAUCCAGACAAGAGCUGCUACAGUAAAUACACAGAUCUGUAUGCACCAGGUGUUGAGGACGAGGAUGAGGAGCUGGUCCUUGUCAAUGUGGAGAAUUUCCAACACACAGUGAUUGAGAUGCACAUAACACUACCUGAAAUUGUAGCAAACCUGUCGCUUCCUAUUGAUCACAAAAGAGUCAGCAGGUUCAACAUCUCGAGGGCUAAUGUUUGGGAGGGAGCUGUCAGAGGUUUCAGACGUUCAUCAUAUUCUGAAAACUGUGACAUGCUGGUCAGAUUUACCGAUGAUGCAGGUGUUUAUGAGGAAGGGAUUGACACAGGUGGUCCGAGACGAGAAUUUUUAACUCUGCUAAUGAAGCACCUGAAAGACCGGCCAAUUUUUGAUGGACCAGAGGGACAUAGGUUCUUGGUCUACAAUGCAAAUGCUGUUAGGGAGGAUGAAUACUUCCUGGCAGGAAAGAUGAUUGCAGUUUCAGUUGUACAUGGAGGUCCGGGACCCCAUUUCCUGUCAGAAGAUCUUGUACAGUAUCUUGCUGGCCAGCCUUCAGUCAAACCAACAGUUAAUUUAAUAACUGAUGAAGAAAUAGGGAAAGCUUUGCGAGAGGUGGGGAUAACAUAA